Molecule: messenger RNA, 3679 nt
Organism: Seriola aureovittata
Lineage: Eukaryota; Metazoa; Chordata; Actinopteri; Carangiformes; Carangidae
Product: voltage-dependent calcium channel gamma-6 subunit-like
Exons: 7
Coding region: 833-1696 (287 amino acids)
Biological process (GO): calcium ion transmembrane transport; regulation of calcium ion transmembrane transport via high voltage-gated calcium channel
Cellular component (GO): L-type voltage-gated calcium channel complex; membrane
Molecular function (GO): voltage-gated calcium channel activity; calcium channel regulator activity
Source: RefSeq, a predicted model, not a curated record
UUCCUCAAACGUUGCCCGUUCAGAGUGUUUAUGGACUGGAGUCUGCUGUCUGUGUGAUAUAACACAGGAACUUUCUUCUCGCUGUUGACUCCAUGACGGCUUAUUUUUGGAGACAGUUGGAAGGAUAUUUUAAGAGAGUGAACUUGUUAAAGGUGCUUGUUGCCGGUCACAGCUGCUGUAAUGAGUUUCUUCCUCGUGCUUCAAUGCCACUUUUCCAGUGUGUCCAAUUGGAUGCCUUAUAAGGAGAGCCGUGGUCAGUUUUGAUGAGAGGCCUCGCUUCUUUCACUCCUGACCUCUACCUCUAUUGAUUCUCAGCGGAUGCACUCUUCUAUACAUCGACUGUCCUCUGUGAUUCUCUCUUUUUCACGAUGAUUCAUUUAUCAGUUUUGCAGCUGUCGUCCAAGCCGCCAUUUUUUACCAAGCUUUUUCUCAAGGGGAGGCUGAUUCCUGCUUUUUCCUGCUAAAGUUUUCAGAACACUGUAGGUUUAGCUUUUGUUACCAAGGAGACUUUUUGAGUGUCAAUUUUUUUCUAAUGUGCUUAUUAUACAGUCGUUUUUUUUAGUCUUUAUCUUUCUACCUCUUUGCUUUGCCUCUUCCCUUCUGUCAGAUACACCUGUACGACUUUACUUUACUUCAACAUUGUCUCAUGCUGCUUUUCAUUGUUGUCUUUUUGGGCACAAACUGAGAAUACACAAUUUUCUCCUGUUUUUGUUCCUGUCUUUGAUUUUUUUUUCUAUUGCUGGAGUUUCUCCACCCCUGUAGAGGGUCACAGCUCAAAGGAAGUUUGGUUGCCAAAGUGAAUCCCGCUUGGUUGUCUUAGUUGUUCUCCAAAAUGUGGUCUACAUUUUUUGUGACUGAUGAGGAGGGCCGCACGGUGGGCCCGCCGGCACCAGGAGCAGUGAUAGGGCCUGCACCGGGAGGAGCACCCCAGGGUCCGGUGGGCCUGACCAACCUGAUGAGCGGACGCAGUACAUUUGGGGGGAACAAGCGCCGCAGGACAGCGUCAGCGGGACACACCAUGAGUGAGGCCCAGGAAGGAAAGAUCAAGUUGGCAUUCUUUGUGGCCAUCGUGGGCGUGGUCCUGACGGUGCUCGGGGUGGGGACAGAGUUCUGGGUGGAGCUGGCACCCCCGAAGAGUUUCUACAACAAUCAGACAUGUCUGACAGCUCACUACGGCCUGUGGAAGGGCUGCACCAAGACCCUGUGGGUGGCUGAUAUCGACCCAGAGAGAGAGAGCUGUGGACCUGCUGAACUGCCCGGAGAAUCAAACUGUACCUACUUCAAGUUUUUCACCACGGGGGAAAACGCUGUGAUGUUUCAGAAGACAACGCAGAAGAAUCUGAAUGUAGCGGCAGCCAUGUUGGCCAUGUUCAGCCUGUUCCUCAUGGUGAUGGGGGCCAUAUGCAUCACCAUGUCCCUCAGUAAAGAAAUCCUGUUCUUCCUCAAGCCAGCAUCGGUCUGCUUCAUUCUGUCAGGUAUCCUGGUGCUUCUCUGUCUCGUGGUUUUCCACCAGUCAGUCUUGGCUUUGCUGGCCAGCAACCAUACGGUUCCUCUUCACCACGAGCUCUCCUGGUCAGUGUCAUGUAUCGGCUGUGCGGGGGCCGUCCUCAUCAUCGGUGGGAUCCUCUUUGUGCUGCUGGCGCUGCCCUACAGCCCCUGGCAGAGGUGUCUCCCUCAGAAAGACAGCAGCAGCUAGUGGCCUGGGGGUGGUGUUGCACUUUAUGUUUCCCAAAGACGUCUCAGCAAAUAGGAUUGCCUUUUCUGAAUAUGUCAUAUGCAUAUGCAAAAUUGGUCAUCAACUUAUCCACUAAGUCAUGAGAAGGAUCAAAUAUAUCAAAAGAUUCACCCUUAGGUCCCAUACUGAACUGCCUUUACCUUUUAGCAGGAUUACACUAAAAGUACUGAGCCGAUUUGCACCGAACAAGGUGGAGGGUUAGGGCACGGGAUGAACACAUUAAAUGUUGGUGCAGAUCUGGAUCAUUUACUAUAAAUUUGGAUUUAUUUUCUCUGAGGUCUGGUGUAUGUUGUUUCACAUUGACCUUGACAGUGCCCUUCUAGUUGUUUAGUGGAAAACAUCCUUUUUAUUUCAUUCACUUUGUUGGCAAUAAGAGGAUUUUGCACAGUAUACAGGUAAAAGUCAAUGUGAGAUCUUUGUUCUCUGAUUUGUGACACACGACCCACACAGUUCAUCUUGUUAGCUGAAAAGGAGCUAGCUUGGUGCUAAAAGCUCCGAUGCCAUAUUAAAGCGAACUAUACCUUUUAGUGAUAUCAAAUAUGGUAAUCUUAAUGCUUAGACAUGUUUGGGAAACAGUCCUGUAUUGUCUUACUAAGUAUCCUACAGGGUUUGGAGGCAAUUUACUGUUUACUGUUUGUUCAAUAAAACAAUGCUAACUUUUUUUUUUUUUAAAUACUAGCAAUUCCACCCCUUUGAUAUACACUCAUUGCCAAACAAUACUUACUACAAUUUGUAGGAGCUAGGAAACUGAAUUAAGUCAACAAUUUUAAUGUCAUCUUAAUUUGCCGGAAGCUUAGAUAGCAUGUUAGCAUUCAGCUAACCAGAAUGCUUAAAAAUCAAUAUUAAAUGUUGGCUAGCUCUAUCCUUACAGCACGGAGUACGCUAACUAUUUAUCUAUGAUUUAAACCAUUAGCUAAUUAACCAGUGGCAGGAUAAAUAAGCAUUCAAAGUUUUACAUUAUCAAAUGAGGUGUUUGUUGUGUCUGUUCAUUCUGGGAAAGUUCAUUGUCGUCUUGCCCAAAAAACAGCCACCUGUCUGCUCACGCGGCAAGACGACCAUCAGCACCCACAAAAAUAAAAACUACACUGAAUGAACUGAACAGUUUAUUGACCUCCAAUCUGAGAACCUCAUUUAAAAACCUGUUCAUUCUCAGUGAUGUGUGAGAAAAAGCAAUAUUGUGUUUGUCCUCCAGUGUCUUCCCUUCGUACUGUCUGUGUUGGAUGUUUUCUUGAGCGUCAGUUAACAUUGAGGUAGACUUUAAUUAGCAAUACUGAAUUUUCAUUUAUUUCACGCUACAUAUUUAUUAUCUUUGUCUGCUCAUUAGCAUAAUUGUGAACACAAUUGUCUUUUUAAUCAUCAGAAUACACAAGCGUUGUAUAAUACAUACAUACUGUACAUCGUGAGAAGAAUAUAUGUUUAAUAUUUUAAAUGAAGUGUAAGGUAGUGACUUUACAAAGUGUUCGACAGGCGGACAUGCCUAGAAAACACUCUAAAGAUUUGUAGUGGAGUAGAAGCUACACAGUGUUAAAUCAGCUGAAAGUGUGAGACGCUGCCAAGUUUUUACCCUCAGUGUUUUUCCUCGGAUGAUUUGUGCCAGAACAAAGUGCUUCUCUGUGCCUGAAUGGGCGGUGAACCGUCUCGGAAACUUUUUUUUGAACUGAAUUGAUUGAGUAUGAAUGACUUCAUUUUAUUAUUAAACAUGACAUGAAUAUUUAAUGUCAUCCUCUCUCAGGUUCCAUUUCUCUCUCAUUCUGCAAUCUCGACAUGUUCUCAGCUCACAGUCGCUGCCUCCUCAAAAGCUGCUUUUAUGAACCGUCCCACUGACUUGCUGCAUAUGUGGUGUGUCCUCUUUGAGCUUCUGUACAGUGAAAGUUCACUGGUUUUAAAUGUUACGUAUGAAUGAUACAUAAAUAUAAUAAACUACUUCAACUUUUCAGAAAUAUA